CAACCAACACGAGCUGAGGCCGCGAUGACGACGACGAUGAUGAGGCUGAGGCAGCACCUGGGCCUGGUCUCCUCCCCUAGUAUUUAUACCUCCGCCAUCGCCAGGUUCGGCAACAACACACCCCAUCGCCGCCGAACAAGUACAUCAACUACUACUCAUAUCACCCAAAAGCAGUUCCUGCUCCUCGUGAUCCUCCUGCUCCUCCUCCUCCUCCUCCUCUUCUCCGUCGUCUUCUUGAUCCCCACCGUCUCGUUGCCCCCAGCUCGGUCUCGGACCAUGUCGUCGUCCGCCUCCGACGCCGCGCCGUUCGAGAAGCCCAGGGCCGUGGUCAAGAAGGUCCUCGCGGAGUCGCAGCCCGAGGGGCAGGGCGCCACCGUCCGCAGGAGCAUCGGCAGGCAUGAGCUCCGCAACCUGGACCCCUUCCUCCUGCUCGACGAGUUCACAGUCUACAAGCCCGCCGGGUUUCCCGACCACCCCCACAGAGGAUUCGAGACCGUCACCUACAUGCUCGAGGUUCGUUGCGUCUGCUCAACUCAAUGCUUCGCUCCUCUUCUCUUCUGUUCAACGCACGCGAGCUGUUCGCUCAAACGUCCCCAUCCUUGUGGUUCCGGUUAUUGGCUGCUGCAGGGGGCAUUCACCCACCAGGACUUCGCUGGGCACAAGGGCACCAUCAAGACAGGGGACGUGCAGUGGAUGACGGCGGGGCGAGGCAUCGUGCACUCGGAGAUGCCGGCGGGGGACGGCGUGCACAAGGGCCUGCAGCUCUGGAUCAACCUCUCCUCCAAGGACAAGAUGAUCGAGCCGCGGUACCAGGAGCUGGAGAGCAAGGACAUCAGCCGCGGGGAGAGCGAGGACGGCGGCGUGGAGGCCCGCGUCAUUGCCGGGGAGGCCCUCGGCGCGGCGUCCCCCGUGUACACGCGCACCCCCACCAUGUACGUGGACUUCACCAUGCGUCCCGGGUCUCGCCUGCACCAGCCCGUCCCGGAGGGCUGGAACGCCUUCGUCUACGUCGUCGACGGCGAGGGCGUGUUCGGGCGGGAGACGGCCACGGCGCACUACUGCCUCGUCCUCGGCCCCGGCGACGGCGUCAGCGUGUGGAACAGGUCCACCAGGCCGCUGAGGUUCGUCCUCGUCGCCGGGCAGCCGCUCGGCGAGCCCGUGGUGCAGCACGGGCCCUUCGUCAUGAACUCGCGCGCCCAGAUUCAGAAGGCCAUGGAGGACUACUACUAUGGCAAGAACGGCUUCGAGAGGGCCGGACAGUGGAGCUCCUCCGCCUGAUCGGCGAGGCGGGGAGCCGAUGGCGCCAAAUUAAUCUCCCGUGCAAACUAAAUAUACUUUAUUAAAUUUGUUAGGGUGCUGAGUUUGACUAUUUUUUAGCAACUACACUUGUAUUGGUAGUAUGUCAUCUAGUAUGGCGAAUUGGAUAUUGUAAUAAACAGUAAGGAAAAUUGAUAGUCUCAAUAAACCAUUGUAUUUGUAGCAUAUGGAAAAUUGUAUAUCAAGGCCAUUUGUGGGUGAUUGCUGUUUUCCAGUCUAAAGUAUCAGUUAUUUA
This is a messenger RNA of Zea mays, 1552 nucleotides long. RefSeq lists its product as uncharacterized. NCBI's taxonomy places the organism in Eukaryota, Viridiplantae, Streptophyta, Magnoliopsida, Poales, Poaceae. The record is from RefSeq and is a predicted model, not a curated record. The transcript is spliced from 3 exons. Bases 25 to 1278 code for a protein of 417 amino acids.